This is a messenger RNA of Lates calcarifer (barramundi perch), 1439 nucleotides long. Its product is annotated as T-cell acute lymphocytic leukemia protein 1 homolog. Gene Ontology annotation, molecular function: protein dimerization activity; RNA polymerase II cis-regulatory region sequence-specific DNA binding; DNA-binding transcription factor activity, RNA polymerase II-specific. NCBI's taxonomy places the organism in Eukaryota, Metazoa, Chordata, Actinopteri, Centropomidae. The transcript has 3 exons. The coding region runs from base 353 to 829 and encodes 158 amino acids. The record is from RefSeq and is a predicted model, not a curated record. Gene Ontology annotation, biological process: regulation of transcription by RNA polymerase II.
GACCAACCCCCCCCCAAAAAGGACCAGAUCUCCGGAGCUCCGGGUCGUGACGGAGGAGGAGGAGACGCCGGAAAACACGACUCCCACAGCGGGGGGAGGGAGAGGGGGCGGGUCCUGGACCCUGCAGGUCCCUGGGGUGCUGCUUCCUGGGACCCUGGUCUGUCCGGGUCUAAUGAGACUGUUAAUUAAUGGCGUCUCCAUGGAAACGAGGCGUCACGACGCACAGAGGGAGGAGGAGCAGGUCUGUAUAAAGGAGGCGGCGGGACCCGGAGCAGGACACGGACCCUGAAGCUCCGGACCCCGAAGAUCUGUCUGCCGCUGAGCCGAACCCGAUCCACCGCCUGCACGAGACAUGCUGCACGAGGCUGCGCAUCACCUCCACACCUACAACAGUGAUCCAGAUCCGUGUGCCCUGAUGAAACACAGAUCGACUCCGCAGAUCGACCUGAACGAAGGUUCUGGUCCUGGAGUUGUCCGGCGGAUCUUCACCAACAGGCGGGAACGUUGGCGGCAGCAGAACGUUAACGGAGCGUUCGCCGAGCUGCGACGCCUCAUCCCCACCCACCCCCCCGACAGGAAGCUCAGCAAGAACGAGAUCCUGCGCCUCGCCCUCAGGUACAUCAACUUCCUGGACCAGAUUCUGAUGGACCAGGACCUUGUGGGGGCCCCCCGGGGCCGAGCAGAGAGCCUGGAGCGGGACGGGGUGCCGUCGCCAAACUCCAGCUGUGAGAGCUCGACGGAGGGAGACUCAGAUGGUCUGAUGGAGGAGCAGGACUGUGGAGGUCUGGGUCACCUGCAGUACCCUCACCUGCCACCGAGCUACAGCUGAUCAGAUCCAGCAGAGACCAGGAGGAGGACUGAUCUUACAUGUUGGCUCCAGGAGAGUCGAGUCAGACUGACGCUGGAAACAUCCAGCAGCUGCUGUAAACCAGUUCUGGUGGUUUUUAUUUCAUCAGGUUCAGGAGUCAUGUGGUCCUUUACAAACCUGAGACUCUGACUUAAGACUUAAGACUUAAGACUUAAGACUGGGACUGGGAAUGGGGCUUGAGACUGAGUCUGAGACCGAGUGUGAGACCUGACACUCAGUCUUGAGACUCAGACUAGGAUGUAAGACUGAGACUUAAGACUUAAGACUGGGACUGUGACUGAGUCUUGAGGCUCAGACUGGGACUGGGACUGAGGAGGAUCUGGGUCUGUGUGAUAUUCACAUGUAUGUUUGCUGUGUUAAUGUGUUGGUCUCUGUGUUCAGUCAGAAACAGACGACAUGUUUUUAUCUUCAGUUAUUUUGGUGAAUUUCUGCGUCUGAGCAGAAAAACGUCUGUAACCAGAUUCAGUUUCUUUAAUGUUAAAGGAACGUUUGGUUUUUUAUUGUUUCAGCUCUUUGAUAAAAACCUGUGGUUUAUCGUCUCUGUUGUAAAUAAAAAGUCUUUUUACUGUAA